AUCUAUUAUAAAGUAGUUAGUAAAACAAAUAUUAAGAUUAGUCGGAGGAAGUGUGAUCCAUAAAUGUUAAAUUAUAUAUAGUUUACACCCAGAAUGUCCUAUAUCAGAUUUUCCUUGACUUGUAUUGCUUUGUCACCUGUAGUAAAAAAAAAAAAAAAAGUCCUUCCAUUUGAGUCGUAAGGACUUAUGUACUGCAAUUCAAUCAGAACAUUAUUUAAAAUCACUGAGUGACCAUGUUCGUAAGCAUUCUGUUACGUUCCAUGUUAAUAGUCUGGUUUCUAACCCAAAUACCCGUAGGCCUGACUCCGGGAUGGGCAACUCCAGGCCGGAGUGGUGUGUCUCUUCCCCCCCCCCCCCAUUGGAGUCCUGUGUUCUAGCUGGGGGGAAAGUAUGACACUAAUCAGGCCUCGAGUUGCCCAGGCCUCUAGCUAUGAACCCAUUAGUAUGAAUGUGUUCAUUGACGUGGCAUCAAUGUCGUGGUUCUGGUAUUUGGGGUUCAGGAACGUCGUGAAAAACUGCAUUUUCAUUGGCCACAGCAUUCGGAUACAAGCUUUUCAUUGGUCCUUGUUUUAGAAUGGCAUUUCUAUAUCAUUUUGAUCAAAUUAAUCUAUUAUAGUGUUUUGUGUGAACUAAUUACUAAAAUACCUGCCCAAUAUUCAAUACAAUGUGUUGCAUGUCAUUUUUAUGUAAAUAAACUCCCAAGGGGACAUUAGUUGCGCUAAUUUCACAGGUCUUCGCGGUUGUGUCCAUACUUGGACAAGCCUAUCGCACGAUUUUCCUGUCGCCAACAUACUACAAGUCAAACAGUCUCAGUAAGGGUGUGCCUAACGGAGGGAUGGCCCAGUUUCAGGAGGAGAUGAGGCAGCAGCUGGAGACCUCCAUGCACGCAGAGCUGGACAAACUACUGGACACUGCCACGGGGGUCGACAAGGAGGUCUCCAAGAAGGACUUUGAUGGAUUCAAGAAGCUGUUCCACAGGUUUCUGCAGGUGAAAGGGCCAUCGGUGGACUGGCCCAAGAUACACAGACCUCCAGAAGACUCAAUCCAGCCCUAUGAUAAGAUAGCAGCGCUGCCCCUGCCGGACAGCCUGGCAGACAGUCUCAACAAGCUGGUGGUCGUCAAGUUGAAUGGAGGCCUGGGGACCAGCAUGGGCUGUAAAGGCCCCAAGAGCCUCAUCAGCGUCCGCAACGAGAACACUUUCCUGGACCUCACCGUGCAGCAGAUAGAGCACUUGAACAAGAAGUACAACACAGACGUUCCUCUGGUCCUGAUGAACUCCUUCAACACGGAUGAAGACACCAAGAAGAUCCUUCAGAAAUACACACACCACCGUGUCAAGAUACACACCUUCAACCAGAGCAGGUACCCCCGUAUUAAUAAAGAGUCCCUCCUGCCUGUGGCCACAGACAUUGGUAUGACGGGUGAGAACGCUGACGUGUGGUACCCUCCUGGCCACGGGGACAUCUACGCCAGCUUCUACAACUCUGGUCUGCUGGAUCAGCUCAUCACAGAGGGCAAGGAGUACAUCUUUGUGUCUAACAUUGACAACCUGGGUGCUACGGUGGACCUGAACAUCCUGCAUCACCUGGUGAGCCAGCCCAACGGGAAACGCUGUGAGUUCAUCAUGGAGGUCACCGACAAGACCCGCGCUGACGUCAAGGGCGGUACUCUUAUUCAGUAUGAUAACAAGUUGCGUCUGCUGGAGAUAGCCCAGGUCCCCAAGGCCCAUGUAGAUGAGUUCAAAUCAGUCACCAAGUUCAAGAUCUUCAACACCAACAACCUGUGGAUCUCUCUGGGCGCCAUCAAGAGGCUGCAGGAGCAGAACGCCAUGGACAUGGAGAUCAUCGUUAACCCCAAGACACUGGACGGGGGUCAGAACGUGAUCCAGCUGGAGACGGCGGUGGGCGCGGCCAUCAAGAGCUUCGACAACGCCCUGGGCAUCAACGUGCCGCGAUCCCGCUUCCUGCCCGUCAAGACCGUCUCCGACCUCCUAUUGGUCAUGUCCAACCUCUACAGCCUGGAGGCGGGCUCUCUCACCAUGAGCCAGAAGAGAGAGUUCCCUACCACGCCCCACGUCAAGCUGGGUAGCUCCUUUACUAAGGUCCAGGAAUACCAGACGCGGUUCGAGAGCAUCCCUGAUAUGCUGGAGCUGGAUCACCUGACUGUGUCCGGUGAUGUCACGUUUGGAAAACAAGUUUCUCUCAAGGGAACGGUCAUCAUCAUAGCCAAUCACGGAGAUCGUAUCGACAUCCCGGCUGGAACGAUACUGGAGAACAAGAUUGUGUCGGGCAACCUUCGCAUCCUGGACCACUGAAGCCUUUAACUACUCCUCCAGCACCACAUCCACCACCAUCAUGUGACGAAGCCAGACACAUCCACCACCAUCAUGUGACGAAGUCAGACACAUCCACCACCAUCAUGUGACCAAGCCAAACACAUCAACCCCAACCAUGUGACCAGACAUCCACCACCAUCAUGUGACCAGACACAUUCACCCCAAUCAUGUGACCGAGGCAGACUUGAUCCAGACUCCUUUAAAUAAACUCCUUAGAGAGGGGUGUCAUACCCAACAGAUUGUGAUGUGAUAUCCAAGCUAUACUAUUCCUGUAGUAUUUCAGCUCCCUGCCCAUUAGAUUCCCUUACUGGAUGAGAAUCGUGAUAGAAGUCAUAUGGAUGUGAUGUCAAUGGGAGAUUCAAUAUCCACUUUACAUGUUAGUACAGUCUUAGACUGGGAUUCAAUAUCUACUUUACAUGUCAGUACAGUCUUAGACUGGAUUCAAUAUCUACUGUACAUGUCAGUACAGUCUUAGACUGGGAUUCAAUAUCUACUGUACAUGUCAGUACAGUCUUAGACUGGGAUUCAAUAUCUACUGUACAUGUCAGUACAGUCUUAGACUGCGAUUCAAUAUCUACUGUACAUGUCAGUACAGUCUUAGACUGGGAUUCAAUAUCUACUGUACAUGUCAGUACAGUCUUAGACUGGGAUUCAAUAUCUACUGUACAUGUCAGUACAGUCUUAGUCUGGGAUUCAAUAUCUACUGGACAUGUCAGUACAGUCUUAGACUGGGAUUCAAUAUCUACUGUACAUGUCAGUACAGUCUUAGACUGGGAUUCAAUAUCUACUGUACAUGUCAGUACAGUCUUAGACUGGGAUUCAAUCCGAUCGGGGAUUUGGACAUUGCACCAUUUAAAGGUAACUCCUGAUUGGGCCGACAGAUACAGUGUUUACCGUGGAUGUAGUGACCAUGAACGUGGGACAUUGCCUUUAAAACAUGCAUUAAAGACAAAGCGGGA
Molecule: messenger RNA, 3294 nt
Organism: Oncorhynchus kisutch (coho salmon)
Lineage: Eukaryota; Metazoa; Chordata; Actinopteri; Salmoniformes; Salmonidae
Product: UTP--glucose-1-phosphate uridylyltransferase-like
Exons: 11
Coding region: 836-2314 (492 amino acids)
Biological process (GO): UDP-alpha-D-glucose metabolic process
Molecular function (GO): UTP:glucose-1-phosphate uridylyltransferase activity
Source: RefSeq, a predicted model, not a curated record